CCAGUAUUGCCUAAUUUUAAGUAAAGGAUGUCCAGAUUGCAGUUUCUGUGAGGAAGGCUCCUGUGUCUCCAGCAAUGUUCCAUCUGGCUAUGGCAAGUUUCUGGCUAUUGCUUAUAAUACAGGAUAUAGUUGCUUUCAUCUAUGAUAUGGAAUCCCUCACUCAUGUGACCCUGUAUUGUGGAAUGUACUAUCUGCCUUCAAAGAAGUACUCAGAGGCUGAUCACUAGUCUUUUCUACACAAAGUCUUUGAUUUUGAACUUGGC
This is a messenger RNA of Guyanagaster necrorhizus, 263 nucleotides long. RefSeq lists its product as uncharacterized. The transcript is spliced from 4 exons. The record is from RefSeq and is a predicted model, not a curated record. Lineage: Eukaryota; Fungi; Basidiomycota; Agaricomycetes; Agaricales; Physalacriaceae. The coding region runs from base 75 to 227 and encodes 50 amino acids.